AAUCAGCAUUAGUCUCCAACACAUUAUUCUCCUAACUCAUCCCUAACUUUAAUCCCCACUAUAAAAUCACAACACCAUUGACUCCAAAUUCCAUCACAAGCUACUUCCACACAAAAGCAAACCCUCUCUGAUAAAAGUUCCAAGAACACAAAACAAGUCAGCUACAAUGUCAAUCUCAACAGUCUCUCUCUGCCUAAUCUUUCUCACCUUCCUCACUUCCCCAUUUGUGCUCUGCUCUCGCAGCCCAAAAAUGGCAGUAGCAGCAUCAGCCGCAACAGACAAGACGCUCCAGAAAACACAUGUUCAUCCUCCAGCAUUGCAUCUUCCUGAAUCCACCAAGGUUGAUUCAACACCCUCCAUGGCCAAGAUUGAUGAUGAACCUGCAACAAACACUGCCAUGGCCGGUUUUUUCAGGUCUAAAUUCCCAUUCCAAGGCUGGCCUUUCCACAAGUAUGGUUCUUUCCCUAUGGUUAAGCCAGAAAAUCCUUCUGUUACUACAACACCGGCUACUGGAGCUGAUGAAGAGGAAUCUGAGAAGGUGCCUUCUUCACCAAGCAAAGGAAACAGAGAUGGUGGCAACGCAUGAUGAAAUGAAAGACAAGAAAUGUACUUUUUACUAAAAACCUUACUGUGUUUAAUGAAUGCUGAAUCUUUAUCCUAUAGUUUUACAUAAAAUGUAUCAAAUAAAUAUGCACCAUGUAAUGUAAUAUAA
Molecule: messenger RNA, 712 nt
Organism: Eruca vesicaria subsp. sativa (arugula)
Lineage: Eukaryota; Viridiplantae; Streptophyta; Magnoliopsida; Brassicales; Brassicaceae
Source: the annotation of a GenBank genome assembly